This is a messenger RNA of Cicer arietinum (chickpea), 1575 nucleotides long. RefSeq lists its product as uncharacterized. The record is from RefSeq and is a predicted model, not a curated record. Lineage: Eukaryota; Viridiplantae; Streptophyta; Magnoliopsida; Fabales; Fabaceae.
UUGCAAUCAACGUUACUUCUCUCUCUCUCUCUGCUGAGUAACUCAGUUUUGGUUCAUAAAAUUCAUUUAUGGUUGCGUGAAAGAGAAGUUUGGAAUAAUAGUAUUUGUGUUCUCUAAUUAUUGCAAACUCAUAUCACUUCACUUCUUAGUCAGCACCAACAUACAUUUUUCUCGAAAUGGGGAAGAAAUCAGAACUCAAAGACAAUAACAAAGUCGAAGAAGUUCUAAAACUCAUCACAAAACAAACCCCUCUCACUCUCAAACAGGAAAAGUUCUGUAACUAUGCUUCUGUCAAACGGUUUCUCAAUGUGAAAGGGGAUAAUGUCAAAAAAGCUGCUAAGCAACUUAGAGCUUGUCUUUCAUGGAGAGAAACUAUUGUUACUGAUCAAUUGAUAGCAGAUGAUUUCUCAGCUGAAUUGGCUGAAGGUUUGGCUUAUGUGGCUGGUCAUGACGAUGAAUCAAGACCUGUUUUGAUUUUCCGCAUGAAGCAAGACUACCAGAAGUUGCAUUCUCAGAAACUGUUCAUUCGUUUACUGGCUUUCACAAUGGAAGUGGCAAUUUCGAGCAUGCCAAAAAACGUAGAACAAUUUAUCAUGCUUUUCGAUGCAAGCUAUUACAGGUCAGCAUCUGGUUUUAUGAACUUAUUGUUGGCAGCACUGAAAAUUGUAGCUGAGUACUAUCCAGAUCGGCUAUACAAAGCUUUUAUCAUAGACCCUCCAUCCCUUUUUGCUUAUUUGUGGAAGGGUGUUCGGCCAUUCGUGGAGCUAUCAACGUGUACAACGGUGAUAUCAUCAUUGGAUUUCGAAGAAUCAAUGGACUACAACGACUUCUCAGCAUACCCUCGAGCGUCGUCCCUCAGAUUCGAUCCAUCAACAAUAAAAUCAACGGCAAAGAUCGGUUCAUGCUCAUCUUCACGUUUCUCCUUCACAGUAUCCCAUCAACUGGACUCACUAAAGCCUUGGUACCUGAGCCUAGGCGACACAUCAGCAUCAAAAGUGGGACCCACAAGUCCCUCCCCAGCAUCACUAAUCUCACCACUCAACGCUCGUUCGCUCUCUUUCGCAUCCCCAGUAGCACGCACUCAGCGGGGCCCACCAGCCAGCAGGAAAGGCCUCUUCCCGUCAACACCGCUGCCGCAGCGCGUCACGGUUCCUCACCGGACAACUACUUUCCUACAGUCUCCGGCAACGUUUUUCCGGCGGGAUAGCGGGAAGGUGGAAAGGGGAAGAGAGUCGUUUUUGCCGUAUGUGAAAUUCUACAGAAGGCCGUACGAUGAAAUGGUUUACAGGUCAAAGAUGAGGCCCCCACUCGGUGGCUUAGUCUCCAUUGUUUCUCCUCACCUCAGACGUCGUCACACUCACCUUUCCGUUUCUCAGCGUUUCUAAUAGUAACAAUUAUAUUAUAAUAACCUCAAUUACCCUCUUCAAAAUCAAAACAUUAUUAUUAUUAUUAUUAUUCCCUUCUUGUUUUCUUCUUCAUUGGUACAUAUAUUAUUAUUACUUUGAAUGUAUUAACUAGCUAGAUGAUAUUAAUUGGUUCAAUUGUUUUAUUAUCAAGCUCAAUUGCAAUUUCCAA